Molecule: messenger RNA, 1624 nt
Organism: Anarrhichthys ocellatus (wolf-eel)
Lineage: Eukaryota; Metazoa; Chordata; Actinopteri; Perciformes; Anarhichadidae
Gene: lrrc31
Product: leucine rich repeat containing 31
Exons: 6
Molecular function (GO): protein binding
Source: RefSeq, a predicted model, not a curated record
GGUUGUGUAAUGUGUGUGUGUGUGUGUGUGUGUGUGUGUGUGUGUGUGUUUCAGGCGUAGUCGAGGCGGCGGAGGGCGAGCGAGACCCCGGCUGGGGUCGAGUGUGUGUUUUCCUGCAGAAGUUGGGGAAGAAGGGCGACAGCAGCAGCCUCAGUCUGUCUCACUGCGACCUCACUGCCACUGACCUGCUGGAGUUAGCGACAUUGCUCCAGUUCCUCCCUCAGCUGGAGGAGGUGGACGUCUCCUGGAACGAGCUGAUUGGCGGAUGUCUGACAGCGUUGACCUCUCACCUCCAGCAUGUGGGCGGGAUCAGAGCGCUGAGGCUCUGCAGCUGCAGGCUGAGCGCCGACGACGUCGCUGCGCUGGGUGAAGCUCUCGGCUGCGUUCCUCUCUUGGAGAUCCUCGAUUUGUCCUGGAACAGCGGCGUCGCUUUGCAAGGCCUGCUGGGUAAACUUCCCCCUCCGCUGAGGGAGCUCCACCUGGUGGCCUGCCAGCUCACUGCAGCCGAUGCCACUGCACUGGGAGGGAUAGUGUCUGCUGUCUCCAGACUCUGUGUGCUGGACGUCUCCUGUAAUCCUCAGCUCACACAGGAGGUUGAUGCCGGCUUCGUGGCGUUGGCCUCCUCGCUCUCUCACGCCGUCGGCCUCGCCACGCUCAGACUACAGGCCUGCGGUCUGAGGCCGGACAGCCUCGAGGCUCUCGGUGGUUCGCUCCGCUGCCUCCCCUCAGUGCGAGAGUUGGACCUGUCCUGUAACAAGAGUCUGGCUGGAGGCCUGGACCGCCUCACGCUCAACCUGGCUCACCUCACACACCUGGAGAGCCUCGACCUCCACCUGUGCCGUCUCACCCGCUCCGACCUGGAGGCCCUGAUCCAGGUACUUCCCUGUCUAGCAGCGCUGACGCAGCUCGACGUGUCGUCCAAUAAGGAGGCAGGGGGCGUGGCCCACCAGCUGGUCGCCGCCCUCCCUCUGACACAGAUGAGGCGUCUGCCGCUCAACAGCUGCAGCCUGAACCAGGACUCCUUUACUGCUCUGGGUACGCACAAAUACUACUGAUACUCCUAGAGCUAGUACUACAACUACUGCCAGUAGUGCUGAUGCAGCUGAAGCUGGUGCUAAAACUACUAUGAGUACUAAUACUGCAGGGGUAGAAGUAUUCAGAUUGUUUACUUCAGUAAAAGUGUCAAAAGUCCUACAUUUUACCUUCGUAAAAGUACAGAAGUAUGAGUAGAACAAUGUACUUAAAGUUUCAAAAGUACUCGUUAUGCAGAAAAACAGCUUUUGAUUUAUAAACAUGAUAUUAUUGGAUUAUUUUUACUGAUGCAUUCAUGUGUAAAUCUCAUUUUAUUGUUGCAGUUGUUCGAGAUGGAGCCAGUUUUAACAAUUGUUUCAUUUAUAACAAAUAUUUUAUGAGACGAUCGUAUGAUUUGAACGGAAAACUGAUUUUUAAAGUAUAACUGUCAAAUAUCAAUAUUUCCUUCUGAAAUGGGAGUACUCACAUGAUAGUACCUCUAAACUGUGCGCUUGUACAAAUAUAGCAAGUUACUCUCUACCACUGUACUUCUGUCAGUACUAUGAAAAACUACUACUGGUACUACAGCUACUUCUGCUUUAAUUGCUGCUUC